GCAGUCGCCGUGAAGGCAAUGAAAUUGACAAGCUCGUCCUUUAUUAUGCCACAUUGUCGACCACGACAGUCUGUCCAGUAUCCAUCCUUGCUUUGAAUGAAAGAGGACAUCGUCUGCGGAGGAGCUUUGCCGACUCAUACGAUUCCCUCACCGCCAUCGCAUUGCCCACCAUGGCCUCCUCCAUUGCAUCCUCGUCUCGCCUUCUGCUGAGUAGCGGCGCUGUUCGGCCACGGCGACUAUCCCCGCCUGCUCUUCGCAGUGCCGCCGCCUUCAUGCACUCAUCGUCCCCAAAUCACCGUGCUUCGGGUGGCCAGCAUGUGGGACGUUCUAGCGGCGCAGCUUCUUUGUCCUGGGACGAAUAUCUGAAGCUUCGCCGAUCGCGGCGCUUGGCAGGUAUGGUCACCACCAUUCCGACGACAGCAUUGGCAGCGGCGGGGUCCGGAGCAUUCUUCCUCACGCAGGAGCUCGAUCCGACGAAUGCCAUAGCCGGGAUCGACCCAGUCUACGUCUCCUUCGCUGCUGUGCUCGCAUUCACCGGCGUUGGCUGGCUCAUUGGUCCCACGCUAGGAUCGUCUCUGUGGACCAUGAUGCACUCGUCCAAGUUGCCGGCGAUCCGCGAAAAGGACGGCGAGUUUUACGAGCACAUCAAGCGUAAUCGUGUCGAUCCGUCAAGGCAGUCCGUUCAAAACCCGGUGCCGGACUUCUAUGGCGAGAAGGUCGGAUCGAUCAAGCAGUACCGGCAAUGGCUUCGCGACCAGGCAGCUUAUAGGCGCAAAGCAGCACACGGGCUCAAGGACGAAUUCUGAACCGUUGCACAGAGUCGAGUUAAGGGCAAAUAUCAUCUUUUGUUAUUGGCACUACACUUCACGACAUGAGAAGAAUGCAAAAUGUCUUGGUGUACAUCAUGAGUUUAUUUUCGGGGCCGAGAAC
Tilletiaria anomala UBC 951 is the source of this 930-nucleotide messenger RNA. RefSeq names its product mitochondrial import protein Pam17. Gene Ontology annotation, cellular component: PAM complex, Tim23 associated import motor. Bases 171 to 806 code for a protein of 211 amino acids. Lineage: Eukaryota; Fungi; Basidiomycota; Exobasidiomycetes; Georgefischeriales; Tilletiariaceae. The record is from RefSeq and is a predicted model, not a curated record. The transcript is spliced from 3 exons. Gene Ontology annotation, biological process: protein import into mitochondrial matrix.